Molecule: messenger RNA, 570 nt
Organism: Symbiodinium necroappetens
Lineage: Eukaryota; Dinophyceae; Suessiales; Symbiodiniaceae
Source: the annotation of a GenBank genome assembly
AUGGCAGUCAGCAGGGUCGGCUGGUGGAUGAGGUGCUUUGGUGCUUCAACGGACAAGCGCCAAUAUGCUUAUGCCAACUCGCCGCACAUCCGCAAACUCGACAGAGGCCAGUUGCCAAGGAAUCGUAAAGCCGACAAGACGCCGACUGCCACCUCGGUUCGGUACAGAGAUGAACAUGGAAAGAAGUGCUGGCAUGGUACUGCUGAGUUGAAACACACCGAGACCUACCCGAGCGACUUUGGAGCUUCUGUGGCUGCUCUGUAUGAUGAGCUGAAAAGCACAGCGUGCGGCUGCCCUGCCCUUCCUGCCAAGUUGCCCUCUGCCCUUGAAGUGUUCGAAGAGCAUCCCGAGAUUCUGGCUUUGUUUGCUGGGGCUGACCUGGAUGCAGUGUACAUAUACCUGAGAGGUUGCAAAUACCUCUGCAUCCCUGCUGUCUGGAAAGAGCAUUUCCCGGUCAAGGUGGCAGGCUCACCCGGAGGAUCCCGCAAGCGAGCCCGAGAAUCCCCAAAUUCCCGGAAAGGGCGGCGAAGCAGCCCAGGAAAGGCCCCGGUGUCCCGCAAGGUCCCGUAA